AUGGCUGGUGGCAGUUUUACAGACGGUCUUCCCGAGGUACACUAUGCGGGCGAGCAACUGACCGCUUACGAUAUGUUCUGCGUUGACGCAAUCCAGGGAAGGCUGAAGGGGCUGUCAAGGGUUCCUGGCGAUGACCCCGCGAAGCACAAGAGCUCAGCCACGGAAAGGGCUCGCGAGUUCGCCCGCAGGUGGCCCUGGCUUCCCCGUUACGUCUCGCACUGCGAGAGGACCAAACUGUGGCUUUCUCCGCCCGUGAAUGCCAGGGACAUCAUCAUCGAGGCCGUCCCUGACGAUGGCUGGGAAGAGCUCAUCGCACAACGUCCCCUUGUACAAAGAGUCCCCGGUCGCGAUCAAGCCUUUGGGACUUCUGACUUCCUUCACCCUUCACCCUCGCCCUCAUUCAUCUCAACCGGCACUCGCCUCGGCUUCGAGAACUCUAGGGCACUCUCAAGGCGAAAGCACUACGUCGUAUUUGUCGGAAGAACUGUCGGUGUCUUCGCUACCGACGAGGAGUCCCGCGCCGCUUAUGAAGGCAUUUCAUGUGCCAUUCAUUGCGCUUACCCAACAGAAUGGGACGCGCAGUUGGCUUUCCAGCAAGCCUGGCUCUUCGGCGAAGUUCAUGCGCGCCAGUGA
Peniophora sp. CBMAI 1063 is the source of this 633-nucleotide messenger RNA. Lineage: Eukaryota; Fungi; Basidiomycota; Agaricomycetes; Russulales; Peniophoraceae. The record is from the annotation of a GenBank genome assembly.